AUGGCAAGUCUUCUCGUCAAAGUUCUGAGUGUCAUGACACCCCCACCUUUUGUACAACCAACAGACUAUGAUGGUUGGGAAGUUAAAUGGAAAUUUUUAGUUUUUCGUCCAGGACUCUUCCAAAACCAGGCGUAUCUUUUAGUUGGAUUGUUGGCGUAUGUAGCCAUAGCCAUCUACGGCAAAUAUAUCAACUCCAAAAGAGCCAAUUCUUGGUAUAAUGCUCACCUCACACUCCUUCAAAACCAAUUCUCUUCACCUACAUCUGCCUCAGGGCUCAUUGCAGAUGGGUACACGGACUUUUUCAACUUCUCUACCGGUCGACAUGCUAUCGCAUCCCUGCACACUGUAUUCUCACUUCGCCCGCGUCAAGAUCCACUACAACUUAUCUAUCAUUUCGGCUGGCAAUUGUAUGACCUCAGGUACAAUCCAUACGAUGAACUCAUCCUGGACUUCAAACUCGACGCGGAAAUAGCUGCUAGCAUCCCAGAUUACGUAUGGGCAGUCAUCGCAAAGGAUGAAUUCGCGAGUAUUAAGGACAAACGUUGGGAUUUGACGUUCACCCGUACCGCCGAUCAUGCCUCACUUCCAGCCUCGCUCUCCGUCAUGACUGAGUGGGCAGAUGUGACUGACAACUUGUUCAAGGCUACUCCCACGUUAUCACUGACCAAGCUCCUUUCGGAUCCCAUUAAUCUCAAAUACUUCAAAUCCAUUUCCGUGACGGAUCAGCCGCGUGAACGUCCUGCUGUCCCUCUUACACCUGCCGAACGCGAGAAACACGUCAUCUUGUGUCUGGUUGUUCCCCCCGCAGACAAAGCUGCCGAGACCAUUCCUUUAGUCUCGGCUAUGUUUACAUUUAUUGAUGGUUUAACGAAGAUGAAUUUGCGGCCAGAAACCCGUUCUAAGAUGAAAAAGGUCCGGGAGGACAUAGACAAGGAAAUUCGGGAAGAGGCUGUCAAGGAAAAGAAGCAGGAAGAGGCCGAGGAUAAGAAGGCCGCAAGGCGGAAAGCAGAGCUAGAACGCGUCUCACGCCUGAGUGCUGCAGAACAGAAAAAGAUCAUUGAGCGUGAUCGGAAACGUGCCUUGAAACGUUCGCAAGGCAAGGUGGUGAGGAAAUCAUAA
Molecule: messenger RNA, 1119 nt
Organism: Suillus subalutaceus
Lineage: Eukaryota; Fungi; Basidiomycota; Agaricomycetes; Boletales; Suillaceae
Product: DUF1682-domain-containing protein
Exons: 5
Coding region: 1-1119 (372 amino acids)
Biological process (GO): endoplasmic reticulum calcium ion homeostasis
Cellular component (GO): endoplasmic reticulum
Molecular function (GO): calcium ion binding
Source: RefSeq, a predicted model, not a curated record